GCGGGAUUCGCGCCGCGAGCUUGCUAUAACACACGUAUGUGCGAUGGUAGGAGAUGGCCAGGUACACAACAUCAACUCGCACCGGCUAUUAGGUCGCGUCGAGUCAGUUGAUGGUGCCUACUUGGAUACACCAGUCGCUGGAAUGGUGACCCUGAACACCACAGACUAACUGAGUGGAGAGUAAGCUGUAAGCUUCGCAGUGCGCGGAAAUGCCGGGUUCACAGCAAGUCGGGGACGAAAACAUUUACGAAAUGGUGGAUACAACGAGGGUAAAAAAAGUGCGUGAGGAUGUCGAGUCGGCCAUGAAUUCGGCUCAUUCCUCUGCCAAGUAUAACACGGCACCGGCGAGCUACUUUAACAAAAUCAAGAUGAGUUUUCGCGAAAAGCUGCAUGGCAUCAGGGGAGAAGACCAUUACGAUGUGGUGCAAACCCUCAAUGACGAACUCUGCCCCGUCGAUUUAUCGGAUAGUUUUGAAGACCUGCAGGAGAGACUGUUGGUAAAAAUCGGUCGCGAGUUGGUCAGGAAUUCCAUCAUCGAGAUGAUGCGGAAUGACUAUCGCAUGCUUAUCGAUAUCGAAGAGGGCAACGAAGUGGACUUGGAGCGGACUUCAUGUGAAGACCGUCAUGUGCUGCUUUUGUGGGCCGCGUUUCUCAGAAGAAAAGACAUCCUCGAAAUAUUGCUGGCCAAAAGGGACUGCCAGUUGCAGAUCGAAACCCCUGAGUCGGGCCUGAGUGCACUUCACCUGGCCGCAUUCAGCGGGUGCCACGAAUGUGUCCUUCUCUUGCUCAACUCAGGCGUGAAGAUGACUCACCGCGCCGAUUACUCGCCACUGCACUGUGCCGCCCAAAGCGGCUCCAUCUACUGUGUGCGGUUGCUGCUGAAGAAAGGGGCCGAAGUCAACUCAAAGUCUGAAGACAUCACCAUCAAGGAGCACCAGGACUCGGCCCUCCACUGUGCGAUCAAGGCGGACUCGCCCGAAAUCGUGAGGGAGCUCUUGAAGGCGGGAGCGGAUCCAACCGCCCUUGGUCAGGGUGGUUUGUCUCCUCUCCAUGUGGCAGCGGACCUGGGCUAUAUGAGUUCGAUGAGAGCCCUCCUAGAGUUCUGGAAGACCUCUAGAGGGCAGUGCAAAAUGGAUAUCAACCAGAAGACCGUCGACGAGAGGGAGUAUACAGCCAUGCACUUGCUUGCAGAAGACCAGUGUGCAGAUGGCAUUCGCCUCCUGAAAGAAUACGGGGCUGCUUGCCAGGAGAAGAGCAGCAAAGGAAUGACGCCUCUGCACUUGGCAUGCAGAGAGCAGUCCGUGGAGUGCGCCAAACUUUUGUUGGAAAGCUGCGAUAUUAAUGAACAAGACAAAGAAGAACGAACGCCUCUGCACAUGGCCCUGGGUAGACCGGAAUCGACGGAAAUCACAGAAUUCCUUGUAUGUCAGGCAGGCAUCAAGGUCAAUAUGCCUGACAAGCAUGGUUUUAUUCCCUUGCACAUUGCGGCGCUAAACGAGCAGGCGAUGGCGGCGGCAAUUUUAAUCAGGGCAGGUGCGGAUCUGACGGCAAGGACGAACAGGGGCUCCACAGCACUGAGGCUGGUUAUCCGGAAGGUCCCUGCAGCAUUGUAUGCGGUGGAGGAGCUGAUGGACGCUUCGAUCACCCUCACCAACAACAUGGACUCGCGUGACGUGGAACUCAAAAUGGACUUCAAACCUUUGCUGGCCUCCAAGAAGCGGAUAACGACUGACUUGUUGAAUACUUUCAUCGCGGAGGGCCACCCCGAGCUGAUGCAGCACCCGUUGUGCCAAGCCUUCCUUCACAUCAAGUGGAAAGAAGUCCGCAUGUUUUACUUUUUGAGAUUACUUUAUUAUUUUGUGUUCCUGCUGUGCAUAUCUAUUUAUGUCAAUUUCCUUUCCUGUGGAUGCAGUGAGUUCAUAGCAAUCCCUAGGCAGGGUAACAACGACUGUGCAAAAUCUACUUACAUCCCAAAUAUUGUGUUGAAAUUCAUUUGCAAAUAUCUAAUAUCACUUUCAAUUCUGGAGGCCCUAAGAAAAUUGUACGGACUAAUUGCAUUUUGCGUUGCACCAACCUCAGUCUCCAUCAAAAAAUCAUUGGCGAUUUACGUAAAACAAAAGGAUAACUGGCUGGAAUGGAUUUGCCUUAUUUGCAUCACGAUUUGUGCAACGCUAACUGUAAGUAGCAAACACGCCUAUGUACUCAUCUACAUAGGUGCCACCGCCGUCCUGUCAGGAUGGUUCAACCUGAUGAUCUUGAUAGGCCAACACCCCUAUUUUGGUGCGUAUGUGGAAAUGUACACAUGUGUACUGAAAGAAAUGUCCAAGCUCCUGAUGGCGUACUGCUGCAUGCUUAUCGGGUUCGCGAUUAGUUUCCAUGUUCUGUUUGAAUCAAAAGCAGAAAGCUUUUCGAGCAUCGGGAAAUCACUGGUCAAAAUUCUGGUCAUGAUGACUGGCGAACUGGAAUUUGAAGACUUGUUUGAGAAGAGUGAAAAUAAAACCGCAGAAACCGACAGCUCGUCGUCAAUUGUGGUACGCUUUCAGUAUCCAAACAAAGAAACUGCGAAAAAUCUUGCAAUGGACACUGUGGAUGUAGAGGUACUCGCUUACAUUAUUUUCGUGGUGUUCCUCCUACUCGUGACUGUGGUGCUCAUGAACCUUCUGGUCGGCAUUGCCGUCCACGACAUCCACGGCCUGCGCGCCUCAGCCGUAGUUUCAAGACUGCAGCAGCAGGCCAAUUUGAUUGGCUACAUAGAAACGGCGUUGCCCAACUGGUGCACUUUGAAGUGCCUUUUGUGCUGCUGUACUCCGUUCAUGGGACGGAAUAGGUCGCGAACUCGAAGGCGAACCGAGAUGGGGAUCCUGAGUGUGAAACCGCACAACUGGAAAAUGAACCAUCUUCCCCGAGAAAUCGUCAGCGCCGCCUUCGAAGUGGCAAAAAAGAUGAACCCUUACAUGGGCCCGGGCAAGAGGUCGACGAAACCAAAACCAAGGUACAAACGAAUUUACAGCAGGCAGCAAGGUGGGUCGAUUUAUGACACCAUCAUUCCACGAACGGACAACUAUAAGAGACCGUCCAUUACGCGUGUCAAGAGUCAAUACUUGCAUCUGGACAAAAAUCUUGAUAACUAUGAUACGCAGUCCCUGCACAGCAUCAAUUCGGAUAAACACAUUUCCGAUGAACUAAGAGAAUUAAAAAUUGCUCUGGCGCAUCAAUCAGCGUUGCUGCAACAGUUAUUAGAUGCCAAUCGAAUUGGAUCACAUAAUACACUUAAACAACCUAUCUACUCCACAAAUAUAUAA
Messenger RNA from Cloeon dipterum, 3302 nucleotides. RefSeq names its product transient receptor potential channel pyrexia-like. Gene Ontology annotation, molecular function: monoatomic ion channel activity; protein binding. Gene Ontology annotation, biological process: monoatomic ion transport; transmembrane transport. The transcript is spliced from 3 exons. The record is from RefSeq and is a predicted model, not a curated record. The coding region runs from base 210 to 3302 and encodes 1030 amino acids. Gene Ontology annotation, cellular component: membrane. Lineage: Eukaryota; Metazoa; Arthropoda; Insecta; Ephemeroptera; Baetidae.